GCUUUUGAAAUGUGAAAACGUAAAAUAAUUUAUUUUAUGAUUAUUUUAUGAGGCUAUGGUCUUGUAUUUUAUAAUAAUCAGUAUUAACUGAAUUUCUAAGAAAGAUAUAGUGUAUUUAAUUAAAAAUGGCCAAAGAAGGCGACAUGUCAUUGUUCCAAGAUGUAUUGGAGCCGUUUAGACGUGUUAUAAACACUGACCCCCCAAAGGAUAAGAUGUCGGCGUCUGCUAAGCUAAAUUUUUCUGAUAGUAAUCAACCAAUAAAAGAAGGUGGUGCACAUUUUUUGUUUCCUGGAAAACGAAAAUCCAGCUUGAUUGAAUCAGGAACCCCUGAGAAGCGUGUCCGUGCUGAUUCGAGCCCAAGUGUGCCUACUUCACCAUGGGAAGCCAAAAGGAUGAAGAUCGAUUUAAUCGCUGCAAAGGCUCAGAUAAUAAAACUAGAAGCCCGUGUGAAUCACCAGCAUACGAUUCGUAAGGAAAUGCAGAUACUAUUUGAAGAGGAGAAGGCAUCUCUAGUGGAGCAACACAAGAGGGAUGAGAGAGCCCUCUCAGACAUGGAAGAAAGGCUACAAAUGAUUAGAAGAAGGGAGCAAGACGUGAAAGAUGAAUAUGCAGCGACUAUUAAAGAGCACAAUGAGUAUAAACUUAAAUGGGAAAAGGAUCGAAAUGAGCUGCAAAAGCAGAUACUUGAGUUAAAAGAUAAACUAUUGGAGGUAAACGUCAGUAGCAAGGACCAAUUGUCCGAAAUGAAAAAGGAUAUGGAUGAGUUAUUGCAGGCACUGGAAGGCGCCCAACAAGAAGUAGAAAUGCUUAAAAAAGAACUAGCAAGGCAGACAGCCAAAGCUGAACAAUGCAUCAGUCUGCACACUCAAGUAGAGAAGCAGAAAAUUGAAUUGGAGUCCGUUACCAACAAACUGAAAGAGCUAGAGUAUGAAAGGGAUUCCUAUAUGGAUUGGCAGCAACAAGCCAAGACUGCCCAAAAACGCCUCAGCAAUAUGGCGGAACUAGAAAAAGAGGUGGUUAAAUUGCGGGCCUCAGAGCGCUCCCUGCGCGACGCCGUCUGCAACAAGUUAGUGCUGGAGGAGCAAGUGCACCUGCUCACGGUGAAGGUCGAGGCGCUGCAACCUGUGCAGCAGGAGCUACACGAGGCCAAAAUAAAGUUAGCAUGCCUUGAAUCGUCGCUGGAAGAAUGGAAGAGCGCAGCGCAGGCGCACGGCGUGGAAUCUGCGCGCGCAUUAUCCUCAGCUCUGGACACUGCUUUCAACAGCCAGCUGAACGCAGUUGCGGACUGCUCGCAAGCGCAGUCGCAACUCGCUCAACUCACUGAGGAAGUGGCAACAAUGAAGUACGAGCGGGAUAAGGCGACGGCUAAACUGAACGAUCUGCAAAUUGUGCGCAAGAACCAAGAAAGUCUUAUACAUCGGCUACAAAAACGACUACUGCUGGUAACUAGGGAGCGAGAUAGUUACAGGCAACAAUUAGAUAGUUACGAAAAGGAAUUGACCGUAACUCUGAGCGGAGCGACGGGAGCGGGCAGUACGGCGCUACUCUCCGCGCGAGUUGAACAGUUGGAGAAAGCGUUGCAAGGCUACAGGGACGUGCUGGCGAACCAGGACCACGUGGCACAAGCUAAAGCUAUUGAAAGCGCCCGAGCCGAGGCGAGCAAAUUUCGUGAAGAGGCCGAGGCAGCCAAGCGUGAAGUGGCCAAACUGCGCGUUCAAAGAGACCAAUUACAAGCGCAUUUAGAAAAGCUCGCCGCGCCCACUAAGGUCCUACAUUUAGCAGACAACCCAGCCGCCGCAGCGCAAAAGCAAAUGGAGCUUGACCUAGACUCUGCUCAAGAAGAAAUCAAAAAGCUAAAAGCUGCUUUACGGGAAGGCGGUAAUGCAGGGUGUCCCGAAGAAUUGCAGCAAUUACGAACCAAGCUAGAAAAUAGUAGGAUCAAAUUGCAGAGGAUGAAGGAAGAAUUCACAUCUUCAGCUCAAGAGUACAGGGAUGUAUGCUACAUGCUUCUAGGUUACAAAAUAGAUAGGAUUGGUCAUAAAAACUAUAGGAUAUCAAAUAUGUACGCCGAAUCAUCAGACGAAUACCUUACAUUCACACUAUGCGACGACGGCAUAGAAAUGGUUCACACGGACUACUCAGCAUCUCUAGGAGAAUUAGUGGAGUUGCACUUGCACCAUCAUCAUUCCAUACCUGUGUUUCUAAGCGCAUUGACGAUGGAGCUGUUCACUAGAACCACUAUGCAACAAGAGGCCCAAGAGUGAUAAUUUGCUUGAUUGCCUAAUAUACAGAUUGGCAAUAGAACUCUUAUGUUUUUACGAUACAGACUGCGAUUUUCGGAUAUAUAGUUGUGUCUAGAAAUUGCCGCAGAACUAGACCGUGUUAAAGUGUGUUUCGUCGAAUAUUUUAUGUGCUUGGAAAAUGGACGGAGUACUCAGUGUUUGUAAAAGAAUAGUGAGAUGAAAUGAGUGAAUAAAUUAAUAAUCGUACCUAC
Messenger RNA from Maniola jurtina (meadow brown), 2494 nucleotides. RefSeq names its product mitotic spindle assembly checkpoint protein MAD1-like (gene Mad1). Lineage: Eukaryota; Metazoa; Arthropoda; Insecta; Lepidoptera; Nymphalidae. The transcript is spliced from 14 exons. Gene Ontology annotation, biological process: mitotic spindle assembly checkpoint signaling; attachment of mitotic spindle microtubules to kinetochore. The record is from RefSeq and is a predicted model, not a curated record. Gene Ontology annotation, cellular component: nuclear envelope; kinetochore; mitotic spindle. Bases 126 to 2264 code for a protein of 712 amino acids.